Alnus glutinosa is the source of this 2405-nucleotide messenger RNA. Its product is annotated as LEAF RUST 10 DISEASE-RESISTANCE LOCUS RECEPTOR-LIKE PROTEIN KINASE-like 2.3. Lineage: Eukaryota; Viridiplantae; Streptophyta; Magnoliopsida; Fagales; Betulaceae. The record is from RefSeq and is a predicted model, not a curated record. The transcript is spliced from 6 exons. Gene Ontology annotation, molecular function: polysaccharide binding; protein kinase activity; ATP binding. Bases 153 to 2159 code for a protein of 668 amino acids. Gene Ontology annotation, biological process: protein phosphorylation.
CUUUUAGCCCACUCGACGAGAACACUGUAAGCCGCCUUGGUCAAUUCCCCAACAGCAAUGAGUGACCGAGUCUUCUCCGAUGGCGCCGUUGAAUCCAUUCCGUCUCUCAUAAGUUCAUAAUCUUCUCUCUCUCUCUCUCUUUCUCUCUAAAAAUGGCAAGAGGAAUGCUCUUUCUUAUUCUUCCUGUACUCAUAGUUCAUGAAACUUGUAGUGCGAAAGAUGGUGAACACUGUGCUCCUUCUUCCUGCGGUAAUAUCCAGAACAUAAGCUAUCCGUUCGCUCUAAAAAGCGACCCAGAAACCUGCGGCGAUCCAAGGUAUAGGCUUUCAUGUGAGAACAAUCAGACGCUGUUAUACUUGUAUGCCGGAAAAUACAACGUACGGGAAAUCAAUUACAGUAACUUCAGAAUCCGAGUUUCAGACUCCGGUAUUCAGGAGAAUGAUAAUCACUCCUUCAUCCCUCAUUAUUUUCUGAAGUUAGAAAAUUUCACUUCAGGGGAUCCAUAUGUCACAGAGUUUCCAUAUAACUCAAAGGGCCUGUUUACUGGGACGAUACCGAAUGUCUUUAACUUUCCCGGAUUGAGACUAUCAGAGCCUGCGGUUUUCGUGAAUUGCGAAAAGCCAGCGAUUUCUUCAUUUUAUGUCAACAUUUCUGCUUGCUUUAUUAACUCUUCCAAGAGCUAUAGAUAUAUUCAGGUUGGUACAACGGGUCCAGCGUAUGUGGAGGACACGUGUCAAGUUGAGCAAAUUUCUCUGACGACGGGGAAAAGAUUUUACCCGGAAAACAUUUCCUGUUCAGACGUCCACAAUGAUAUAUUGGUAUAUGGUUUUGAGCUUUCAUGGCACCAAGUUUAUUGUGGAAGCUGCGCCGGAAGAGAUGACGUCUGCUACCAAGAUGACGCCAACAAUGUUCGUUGCUUCACUGUAAAUAAUGGAAAAAGAGGAUUCCUUCAAAAACUAUACCAAGGAGUCCGUGACUGCAUAAGUUGGGUGUAUAAUGAUUUUGUUUUGGAUGGAACCGUUGGACAACGGCUGAGUAUCCAUUAUACUGUGUAUGAACAACUGACGAUCAUCAAGAGUAUCGGUGUAUACCAUGGAGCAAAAGUUGUAUUGGUCGGUCCAUUCCUGAUUGCAUAUUUGGUAUAUAAAUGGCGUAGGAGGCAUUUGUCGGCGUAUGAUAGUGUUGAAGAAUUUCUUCAAGGCCAAAACAACCUCAUGCCAAUAAGGUAUUCUUACUCAGAAAUUAAGAAGAUCACUAAAAAUUUUAAGGACAAAUUAGGUGAAGGAGGCUUUGGCACUGUAUAUAAAGGAACCCUUCGAAGUGGUUGUGUCGUAGCUAUAAAGAAGUUAAUUAGUAAGUCCAAAGCUAAUGGGCAAGACUUUAUCAAUGAGGUAGCAACCAUUGGAAGGAUUCACCAUGUUAAUGUAGUGCGACUCAUCGGUUAUUGUGUUGAAGGAUCAAAGCGGGCUCUUGUAUAUGAGUUCAUGCCUAGCGGAUCUUUGAAUAAUUAUAUUUUCUUGCAAGAAGGAAAUAUCCUUUUAAGUUACGACAAAAUGUACGGUAUUGCUCUAGGUGUGGCUCGUGGGAUUCAAUAUUUGCAUCAAGGAUGUGACAUGCAGAUUUUGCAUUUUGAUAUCAAGCCUCAUAACAUUCUUCUUGAUGAAAACUUUACUCCCAAAAUUUCUGACUUUGGCCUUGCAAAACUGUAUCCGGUAGAUCAAAGCAUUGUUUCUUUGGCUGCUGCAAGAGGAACACAUGGAUAUAUGGCUCCUGAGUUGUUCUACAAAAACAUUGGAUUCGUUUCAUCUAAAGCUGAUGUAUAUAGUUUUGGAAUGUUAUUGUUGGAAAUGGCUGGAAGAAGAAAAAACUUGAAUGCAGAUGUUGACCAUUUAAGCCAAAUUUACUUCCCUACUUGGGCUUAUGACCAGUUGCAUGAUGGAAAGGAUAUAGAAAUGGAAAAUUCUACAGAGGACGAGAAGAGAGUAGUUAAGAAGAUUAUCAUAGUCGCGUUAUGGUGUAUACAAUUGAAGCCUAUUGAUCGUCCUUCAAUGUACAAAGUGGUAGAAAUGCUUGAAGAAGAAGUUGAAUUCUUACAAAUGCCUCCCAAACCUUCCCUAUUACCAACAGAAAGAUCCACAACUGUUGUCAUAGGGAAUUGAAAGCUCAUCAUGUCAAUUAGAUAAUUUAAGUGAAUCAACUCAAUUAUUUUAGAUGCAAAUUAAUUGAUAUGUUUGUCUGCUUUUCUUUUUCUUUUUUUUUUUCUCUUUAUUUUUUUCAAGAAGAUAUGUUUGUGUGCUGGGCAAGUAGUUUUUUCACAUAUAUAUUGGCAGCACAAAGAUGUUGAUAUUUUUAUGUAACAAAUAAGAUUUUCUUUGAUAUAUGAUAUAUAAAUAUCCAUAUUUCCA